AUGCGCUUUCAGGAGCAGCUGGAGGAGUACACGAGCAGCCAUGACCUGGCGGAGGGCUGGCUCCUGGCGCAGAGGUUUGGAGAGGGAGGAGAUAAGUUGGUCCCGGUUAACUCGGUGGAGAAGAUCCAGUGGCAGCACCAAACGCUCGGGGUUGAUUAUAAACCCAUGGUCAGCUGGGAACAAGUGGUGGAUCUGACCUACUCCAUGCGCCUGGGAGAGAAGCCCAGACUUGCAGAGCAGGAUGAGGCCGCAGUGCAGAAGUUUCGGUCUGUGCCCCCGGGCUGGAGCUACGAGCACGACAUGGAGCUGGGGCGCUUCCUGUAUGAUCACAGCAAGAGGGAGCUGCAGCACCAGGACUGCACCAAGGAGCACAUCAGCAGCAUCGAGGUCUCCUCACAGGCAGAGGACUGUGGCGUGGCCCAUCUGACUGACAACCAGACAUACACCUCCUGGGAGAGCAACGGGCCCCCAGGACAGCACUGGGUGCGGCUCAACAUGAAGAAAGGCACCAUUGUCAAGAAGCUGUGGCUGAUGCUGGAUGGGCAGGUCAGCUCCUAUAUACCCAAGAGGGUUGCUGUGUAUGGGGGGGCACUGAACAGGCUGCAGCACCUGAGAACCAUCCUAAUUAAUGAGAACACCUUCCAGGAUGUCUGCAUCCUCUGUGACAUGACGACUCACUUGCCGGUGCUGGAGAUCCGCAUCCUGGAGUGCCGGGACCAAGGGUACAAUGUCCGCUUGCGAGGGAUUAAGAUCACAUCCUUCUGGGAAUGGGACCUGAUCCUCAAUGCUGAUAUGUUCCAGCCAGCCCGGCUGGUGCGCUACCCUCUCCUGGAAGGGGUGGACGCCGAUGUGCUGUACCGGCGGGCCGUGAUCAUUCAGAGGUUUGUCCAGCUCCUGGACAGUGUCCUGUGUUACCUGAUCCCCUUCUCCGAGGACAGCAUCGGCACCUUCAAUGCACUCAGGAGCAUGAAGCCGUUCCUGCUGCUGUCCAAGCAGAGCACAGCCCUCAUCACCCACUGUCUCCAGUCCUCGGAGACCACCCCACCUCACACCCCACCAAAGGUGUACAUCAACCGGUACCUGGCUGGGGAGCACCGUGCCAACCCUGCGCUGGACCCCAGCUGCAGGAACGCCAUCUUCACCCAGCUGUACGAAAGCCUCAGAUCUUCCAAGAACAAUUGGCCCCUGGACUACAGGUGGCCCCCGAAAUACAGCCAGUGGUGGAAGUGCGACUUCAUCGCUGAGGGCGUCAUUGACAAUGGCGGUGGUUUUCGGGACAGCCUGUCAGAUGUGUCAGAGGAGCUGUGUCCCAGCUCAGCGGACGUCCCUGUGCCCCUACCCUUCUUCGUGCGCACCUCCAACCAGGGUAACAGCAGCAGUGACACCAGGGACAUGUACGUCCCCAAUCCCUCCUGCAAGGACUUCCCCAAGUACAAGUGGAUCGGGCAGCUGAUGGGUGCAGCCCUGAGGGGCGAGGAGUUUCUGGUCCUGGCUCUGCCGGCACUGGUGUGGAAGCAGCUGGCAGGGGAGGAGGUCACCUGGAGCAAGGACUUUGCCUCUGUGGACUUGGAGCUGGUGAAGCUGCUGGAGGUGCUGGAGGGGGUGGACAGGGAAGCCUUCGAGUUCAUGUUCGGCAGAGAGCUGACCUACACAACGGUGCUGAGUGACCAGCGCGUGGUGGAGCUGAUCCCCAAUGGCAGCAGCACUGUGGUGCGCUAUGAGGAUCGCAAGGAGUUCAUCCGCCUGGUGCAGAAGGCUCGACUGGAGGAGAGCAAGGAGCAGAUCGCAGCCAUGCGUGCCGGGCUGCUCCGCGUGGUGCCUCAGCCUGUGUUGGACCUGCUCACCUGGCAGCAGCUGGAGAAGAAGAUCUGCGGGGACCCCAAGAUCACAGUGGCCGAACUGCAGAGGUUCAUCACAUUUGAGAACUUUCCCUCUGACGACACUCGUAUCCGGAACUUCUUGCAGGCACUCAACAACUUCACCAGUGAGGAUCUCAGCCGCUUCCUCAAGUUUGUCACUGGCCGGAGCCGCCUCCCGGUUCAGAUCACUGUCUACCCAGAAGGGGAGAACUUGAACACGCUGGACGUGAUGCCCCAGGCUUCCACAUGCUCCUGCACCUUCUACUUGCCCAACUAUUCCUCGGCCAAGGCCUGCGAGGAGCUGCUGCGGUACGCCGUGUACAACUGCAUGUCCAUCGACACUGACAGGAACCCCUGGGAUGAAUGA
This is a messenger RNA of Balearica regulorum gibbericeps (East African grey crowned-crane), 2226 nucleotides long. The record is from RefSeq and is a predicted model, not a curated record. Lineage: Eukaryota; Metazoa; Chordata; Aves; Gruiformes; Gruidae.